UUUGAAGCACUGUUCUCAGAGACACGCUGACUGUUAGCAGAUCACUUCAGAGGGCGAUGACUGACACAGAGCAGGAGAAAUCCAGCAGGAUGAGUCUCGACCAAAGAGAAACACUUUGUGGAAAAGUUUCAAGACAGCUCCGACACUUGAAAUGGAGAGAUAUUUUCACAUGGCAGCUUCUGAAAACACUGUUGAUGGGUCAGGGUCUGUCAGCGCUGAUCUGUGGCACUGCAGUGACCUCUCAGUUCCUGGCCUCGGGAUACCACCUGGAUUUACCUAUGCUUCAGAGUUUCAUCAACUACACCCUUCUGUUCCUCACCUACACUACAGCACUGUUUUUCAGAACAGGUGAUGGAAAUAUUUUGCAGAUAUUAAAGACAAAAUGGUGGAAGUAUAUCUUGUUGGGUUUGGCAGACGUGGAGGCAAAUUAUGCCGUGGUGAAAGCGUACCAGUACACCACGUUAACCAGUGUGCAGCUCUUGGACUGCUUUAUCAUCCCAGUGCUCAUGAUCCUGUCCUGGUUCUUCCUGAAGGCGCGCUACAAAAUAAUUCACUAUGUGGCUGUAUGUGUGUGUCUGGCUGGUGUGGGAGCCAUGGUUGGAGCUGAUCUCCUCGCAGGCCGGGACCAAGGGUCAACCAGUAACAUCCUGCUGGGAGACGGCCUGGUUAUCCUCAGUGCCACUCUGUAUGCCGUGUCCAACGUGUGUCAGGAGUACACGGUGAAGAACCGAAGCAGGGUGGAGUUUCUGGGCAUGCUGGGCCUGUUUGGGACGCUGAUCAGUGGCAUACAGCUUGGUGUUUUAGAGCAUGUGCAGCUGGCACGUAUUCAGUGGACAUGGCAAAUCGCUCUACUACUGAGUGGGUUUGUUCUGUGCAUGUACACACUCUACAGCUGCAUGCCCAUGGUGAUGGAGGUGACCAGCGCUACAGCAGUAAACCUCUCUCUGCUAACUGCUGACCUGUUCAGUCUGUUCUGUGGCCUGUUCCUCUUCCAGUACUCAUUCUCAGGACUCUACGUUGUGUCCUUAGUGGUGAUCACUGUGGGCUUCAUCAUGUUCAAUGCCGUCCCUACACCAAACCCAACUCCUGAAUCAGUGAGCGGAGAGGGAGGGUGUGACAACCAGGCUGCAGAGUUUGACGAGGAGGGACGAGUGGGCUCUGGAGUUGAAGUUUCCAGUGAGCAUCAAGAGGAAGAGAAAGGAGAGACUGAUUCCAGAGGGAGAAAACACCUAUCAGAAAACAGAGAAUGUGUUGUUAUAAGCAGUGCUGAGCUGUAAAUAACAAAUGUCAUAACGAUUUAAACUGUGCAUUAAACAACAUUCACAGUGGAUAUUUUUGCUGAUGAUGACAUCACCACCAUCAGUAAAAACUGACCAAUAUCUGCAUAUUCACAGUAGAGGAGUUGAAGUAACAACUUUGAUGCUGGCAUCUUGUAAAUAGUGUCUGAAUGAAAAUAUAGUGACAUAACAGAUUUAGCUUUUUUUCUUCAUAUUAAUAAGCUUUAUGUUCAAAAGUGUUGGGUAACACUUGCUACAUUACACUGACAUAACCAUGCCAUGAACAUGUGAUGGCAGAUGUUACAUGCUGUCAUGAGUUGUCAUGUUCAGUAAUAUAAAAGGGUCAUAUUACUGGCAUCGGCACUUGAGAGUUUUGAGAGAUGACAAUGUUGAGAGAUUGGGAGAAAUUGACAGAUGUUAUAGUUUGAUGUCAUAAUGGCUAACUAUAGUGCACUUAGCAAAAAUUAACGUGUGACAUAAGCUGUCAUGACAUCGAAAUUUAUGGCAAUUGUCAUGACUAUUAACAGUGAUUGUGUUACGAUGCUGUUAUAUUACUGGAUGGCUUGAUUAUGUCAAUAUUAUGUAACAUGGUUCAAGUAAAAUGUUUCUGUGUUGUUAUCCUUACAAUCGCUAAUUUCAAUCUGAAGAAAAAACAUGGAAAAAUCAAACCCUCAGUUUCUUCCUUUUGAGCCUUUCCUUGGUAGAUUUACUUAUAUGUUUCGGAUCAUUAUCCUGUUGGAAGGUUCACUUCUUCAGCUUCAACAUUUUCACAGAUGGUCUUACAUUCUCCUCAGGCACUCUGGGAUGAAAGAGAAUUCAAAGUUGACUCUGUGACUGCAAAUUGGCCAGGCCCUGAGGCAGCAAAGCAGCCCCAAACCAUAACAUUUCCACCACCAUGCUUUACAGUUGGUAUGAGGUUCUUCUGAUCAAAUACUCUCUUAGGUUUUCACCAAACAUGGCUUCUGGUACUGUGGCCAAAGAACUCUAUCUUUGAUUCGUCUGUCCAUAGCACUUUCAUCCAGAAGUUUUGCUCUUUGCUUAGAUAUUCAUUAGCAAACUUUAGUCAUGCCCUGAUGUUCUUUUUAAACAGUACAGGCUUCUUCCUAACACACUUCUCAUGUAGGUCAAAUUUAUGCAAACUUUUUUUAUUGGUAGAAUUAUGCACUUUGACAUCAACAGUGACAAAAGCUACUUGCAGAUCCAGUGAUGAAAUUCUUUUAGCAUCUUCCAGUCUACACUUGGGUUGAAUGUCCUUGGGCAGCCUGACCUGGACAAGUUGACAGUGGUGUUAAAUCUGCUCCACUUAUAGAUGAUCUUCCGGACAGUGGAAUGAUUGAGUUCCACCAUCUUCUUAAACCCCUUUCCAGACUUAAAGUCAUAUUCAACUUUAUUUCUGAAAGCCUCAGAGAGUUUUUUUGAUCUGGUAUCAUCUAGGCAUGAUGAUACCACACACUCCAAUAACAAAGAGCAAACCAGACCAGAUAUCUAAGGUUUAAAAAAGACAAGUUCCUCUGAGAUUCUUUGGUGUUCUGAUCAUUAGCACCUGACUGAGUGCACCUGAUUUCAGUUUGACUCAUUUAGAGUAGUGAUGUAUGUAGGGGUGUACUUACUUUAUCCACAUCAGAAAACUGCAUUACUGUUUAUUUUGAUUAUAUAAAGGAUGACAAAAAUGGUGAUUCUAAGUGUCACUUGUUAAAUUAUAUCAUGCUAAUCUA
Messenger RNA from Colossoma macropomum (tambaqui), 2992 nucleotides. It is a transcript of the gene slc35f2l, whose product is annotated as info solute carrier family 35 member F2, like. Gene Ontology annotation, cellular component: membrane. The transcript is spliced from 8 exons. Lineage: Eukaryota; Metazoa; Chordata; Actinopteri; Characiformes; Serrasalmidae. The record is from RefSeq and is a predicted model, not a curated record. Gene Ontology annotation, biological process: transmembrane transport. Bases 57 to 1277 code for a protein of 406 amino acids. Gene Ontology annotation, molecular function: transmembrane transporter activity.